GCUUAUAAAUGGAUUUCUUAUUUAAAGAGAACAGAGACUGUGACCACCACACUCCCACAACUAAGAACAGGGAUUUCCCCUCUCUCUCUCUCUCUCACUCUCUAGAAUCUUUUCGUUUCUCUCUGCUGCCUGAAUCCAUGGAUCCAUACAAGUACCGCCCUUCAAGUGCUUAUGACUCUCCCUACUGGACAACAAACGCCGGUGCUCCAGUGUGGAACAAUGACUCAGUACUGACUGUUGGAACUAGAGGUCCAAUUCUCCUCGAGGACUACCAUUUGGUGGAGAAAAUUGCCAAUUUUGAUCGAGAGCGCAUUCCAGAACGCGUUGUCCAUGCAAGAGGGGCCAGUGCCAAGGGGUUUUUCGAGGUCACUCAUGAUAUUACUAACCUUACUUGCGCAGAUUUCCUUCGAGCCCCAGGUGUUCAGACUCCCGUCAUUGUUCGUUUCUCCACUGUUAUCCAUGAGCGGGGUAGCCCUGAAACCCUGAGGGAUCCUCGAGGUUUUGCUGUCAAGUUCUACACCAGAGAGGGUAACUUUGAUCUGGUGGGCAACAAUUUCCCUGUCUUCUUCAUCCGUGAUGGAAUGCAAUUCCCAGACGUGAUCCAUGCUUUUAAACCCAACCCUAAGUCCCACAUUCAGGAAUACUGGAGAAUCCUCGACUUCUUGUCUCACCGUCCGGAGAGUUUGAGCACGUUUGGCUUCUUUUUUGAUGAUGUGGGUGUUCCUCAAGAUUACAGACAUAUGGAAGGUUUUGGUGUUCACUCCUUUACUCUUCUCAACAAAGCUGGGAAAGCAAACUAUGUGAAGUUUCACUGGAAACCUACUUGUGGAGUGAAGUGUUUGUUGGAGGAAGAGGCCAUUAGGGUUGGAGGGUCCAAUCACAGUCAUGCCACCAAGGAUCUCUAUGAUUCAAUUGCGGCUGGUAACUAUCCUGAGUGGAAGCUUUUCAUCCAGAUAAUGGAUCCUGAUCAUGAGGACAGAUUUGAUUUUGAUCCACUUGAUGAUACCAAGAUCUGGCCUGAGGAUAUUUUUCCCCUGCAGCCGGUGGGCCGCUUGGUCUUGAAUAAGAACAUUGAUAACUUUUUUGCGGAGAAUGAGCAGCUUGCAUUUAAUCCUGCUACUGUGGUGCCUGGUAUCUACUAUUCUGAUGAUAAGAUGCUCCAAGCUCGGCUAUUCGCUUAUGGUGAUACUCAGAGGCACCGUCUUGGACCAAACUAUCUGCAGCUCCCAGUUAAUGCUCCUAAGUGUGCUCAUCACAACAAUCAUCAUGAUGGGUUCAUGAAUUUCAUGCAUAGGGAUGAGGAGGUAAAUUACUUCCCUUCGAGGUUCGAUCCUGUUCGUCAUGCUGAGAGAUACCCUAUUCCCCCUGUUAUCUUGACCGGAAGGCGUGAGAAGUGCGUGAUUGCGAAAGAGAACAACUUUAAGCAGCCCGGGGAGAGAUACCGAUCAUUUGCACCAGACAGGCAAGAGCGAUUCAUCUGCAGAUGGGUUGAGGCUUUAUCUGAGCCACGUGUCACCCAUGAAAUCCGAAGUAUUUGGAUUUCAUACUUGUCUCAGGCUGACAAGUCUUUGGGUCAGAAAGUAGCAUCUCGUCUCAAUGUGAGGCCAAGCUUUUGAAGCCGACCCGAUCCGAACCGAACCUAGAGCUUUGAGUUGCUGAGUGAGAAAAAGUAUGUAGAGAAGAUCUUAAGUGUGGUCUGGAAGUAUGAAGUCCUUGUUAAUCCUUUUAUGAUGCUUGAAGUUGUAAUUAUUAAUCUAAACACUAAACGCGCUUGUAUGUCAUGUGCUUGCCUAUCUUAAUAAAUCAUGGUUAUGCUUCCAAUA
Molecule: messenger RNA, 1823 nt
Organism: Cornus florida
Lineage: Eukaryota; Viridiplantae; Streptophyta; Magnoliopsida; Cornales; Cornaceae
Product: catalase isozyme 3-like
Exons: 8
Coding region: 9-1616 (535 amino acids)
Biological process (GO): hydrogen peroxide catabolic process; response to hydrogen peroxide
Cellular component (GO): plasma membrane; cytoplasm; peroxisome
Molecular function (GO): heme binding; catalase activity
Source: RefSeq, a predicted model, not a curated record